AUGUUCGUGCUGCAGUCCCUACCCUGCAGAAGCUGCUCCUGUGCAUCAGCAGCAGCAGCAACAGCAGCAGCAACAGCAGCAGCAAGUGCAGCAGCAGCAGCAGGUGGUCUGCCUGAGCAGCCGACUUUCUUUCAAUAUGUGAACGCGGGAGUCUCUACACAGCCGCCACUGCAGCAGCAGCAGCUGCAGCCGCGGCUGCAGCAGCAGCAGCUGCUGCUGCCGCUGCUGGGGCUUCCGUUUGCUGCUGCAGCUCGCCGGCUGCUGCGGCACCGCGUGUCGCAGUCAGCAGCAGAAGCUGCUGCAGCAGACAACCCUGCGCUGUACAGACACUGGCCCCACCUGCUGCUGUACGCCCCCCCGCUCCCCGCCGGCGCAGCAGCCAGCAGCAGCAGCAGCAGCAGCAGCAGCAGGCGGGACCAGCCGCCGGAGGUGCUGGCAGCAGCAGAAGAGCAGCUGCUGCUGCGCGGCAGCUGGGCGGGGAGGCCCCUGGCGGACACUCCAGCAGCAAAUUUAAAGCCCCAAAAUAAAAACGCAUGCAAAGAUUUAAUUCAUCUUUUGAUGCUGCAGGAGGUGAAGAAGCUGCAGAAGGAGAGGACCUUCAGACUGCCGCAUUUUGGCCCUGGAGAUUUAGUCGAAGUGCAAUACGAGUUAAGUCGCUCGCAGCAAACCGUCGCCACUUUUCAGGGGUACGUGGUGAGCGUGCGGCAGCGGUCUUUGAACUCUUCGGUGGUGCUUCGAAAUGGAGUUAAAGGAGUUGCUGUGGAGCAGCGGAUUCCUCUGUUCUCCCCGCGGCUGCUGUCUUUCAAGGUGCUGCGCAGCGCAAGCAGCCCCAGCCAGGCCUUCGUGGCUUCGCCGCCGCCGCCGCCCACGAGAGACUACAGGUACAAGUGGAAGUACAAUGUGCGUGGGAAGUAUGAGCGGCGGCGUGGGACGCACAAACCUGGCGUGCGGACUGUGGAGCACCGGCUGCGGUCCCGCGUGUCUUCGCUGCUGCACCGCUACAUGCGGCAGCGGCUUGCUGCUAAUCUGCCGCCUUAUGUUUGGGGGGGCCCUUACCCCCGCCUGCGGGAGAAAAGGACAAAAGAGAUCCGCGGCGAACUCUACAGGAGAAUGCUCGUCUACUCCUUCGAUGAACAGCGGCGGAGACAGGAGCGGCUACGCAAACGUCGGGAGAGCCACAAGUUUGGGGUGUACAAGCUGAGGAGACAACGCGCGACCGCCCUGGAGGUUCUGCCGCCAGACCAUCCGCUGCAUCCGUCUAAAGACCCCCCCCUGACCUGA
This is a messenger RNA of Eimeria tenella, 1281 nucleotides long. Its product is annotated as ribosomal protein L19, putative. The record is from RefSeq and is a predicted model, not a curated record. Gene Ontology annotation, cellular component: ribosome; mitochondrial large ribosomal subunit. The transcript has 7 exons. The coding region runs from base 1 to 1281 and encodes 426 amino acids. Gene Ontology annotation, molecular function: structural constituent of ribosome. Gene Ontology annotation, biological process: translation. Lineage: Eukaryota; Apicomplexa; Conoidasida; Eucoccidiorida; Eimeriidae.